GUUUGGUGUGGGGCGGUUUGGGGUUAAUUCGCAGAGGUUUGGGGCAUUUUGGGGGGAGUUUGGGGGCACUUUGGGGAUCCUAGGGGUUAACAUAGGGAUUGUAGGGCUUUGCUGGGGGCCUGUGGUGUAAUUAGGAAGGCCGUGGGGUUAAUUAAUAGACUAAUGGUAUGGUUAAUUAUAACACAUUUAAUUAGAAUCGGUGUUUCUAAUGAGUUCCUGGUUUUUUUUUGGUUGAUAGGAAUUCCUGAAGAGCCCAAGGCCAAAGGGGCGGGGCCUCAGACCAAGGGGGCGGGGCCACUGCCCAAAGGGGCGGAGCUCCCCGCCUCCUUCCCGCUCCUCCUCCAGCGAUUGGCCGAUGCCUUUGAGCAGCACCUGCCCUCGCUGCUCUCGCCGCCCUGUGCCAGCCUCUGCCUGCAGGGGGCGCUGCAGGCGCUGCAGCACAGCCAAUCACCGGCUGCCGCCCGCCUCUGCGAUGCUGUCAUUGGUCUGCUCGCCCCGCCUGACCACGCCCCUGGGGAGAGCCCGCUGGUGGCGGUGCUGGAGGACGCUGAGCGCGGCCGCAUCAUGGAGGCGGUGCUGGCCGCGGCCCCGCCCCCCCGGCUGCGGGAGCUGUUCCAGGAGCAGCUGAAGGGCCGCCUCCUGGGCGUGGCCUGCCACCGGCUGGCCAAUCACGGGCUGCAGCGGCUGCUGGACCACGCCCCCUCGGAUGUGGUGGGGGUGGUGCUGGAGGAGCUGGGCCCCGCCCUCGGGGAGCCCCUGGCCCGGGGUCACCACGGGGUCGCGGUGGCGCUGGUGGGCGCCUGCGGGCGGCAGGCGGAGCUCCAGCAGGGGGCGCUGCGCUGCCUCUUCCAGGCGUUCGGGUGCUGGGAGCCGCCCCAGCGGCGCCGCUGCUGCGUGGGGGCAUUGGCAGCGCUGCAGCCCCUGGAGGGGGAGGACCCGCAGCCCACCCUCGGUGCCAUCACACCCUCCGGUUCCCGCCUCCUUCAGCUCCUCCUGCGCUUCCGGGACCCGUCUGCGGUGCUGGGGGGGCUGCAGGCGCUGUCAGACGCCCACCUGCAGGCCUUGGCCCUCAGCCCCCCCGGCAGCCACGUCUGGGACGCUGUCAUGGCCAGCCCCUCCGUGCCCCCCCGUGCUCGGCGCCGCCUCGUCCGUAGGCUGAAGGGCCACUUCCUGUCCCUCGCGUGUCACCGCAACGGCAGCCGCGUCCUCGACGCCAUCUUGGCCUCGGCCUCCGCCCCCACGCGCGCCGCCAUCGCUGCUGAGCUGGCCCCCCAGCGCCGGGCGCUGCUGCGGGACCCCCACGGGCGCGGCGUGGAGCACCGCCUCCACCUGGAGCUGUUCCUGCGCAGCCGCAGCCAAUGGGAGCGGCUGUGGGCGGCGCCCCGGGGGCUGCUGGGAGCGCUGCUGGAGGACUGAGGGCAUAGAGAGGAGCAGCGAAGAGACAGAGCGUCUGAAGCACGACCUCGGCUUUAUUGGAGACCGGAGGAACCAGGAAAUUGGGAGAUAGAGAGUGCUCUGUUCUCCGUGGUUUCCUGCUGGGGAACUGUCACUGUCAACGUGGAGGUGGUAGAGCUUUUGAUUCUGUUUGGUUCCUGGAGGACUGACCUGACCACAGACGUGUUGGGGGUCGUGCAGUCUCUAUGCUGUGGAGGACUUAUGGCCAUAGAGAUGUUGGAGGACUGAACAGAAAGUGCCUUGACGGGUUGAGUGCUGGAGCAUCGCCUCAGUGUGUGCCGCACUGUUCUGUACCGACCAUAGAGCUGCUGAAGGGCUGAUACUCCUUUUCUAAUUACACAUUUUCUUUAACAAAAGAAGCAAUUUCUGUA
Messenger RNA from Numida meleagris (helmeted guineafowl), 1826 nucleotides. RefSeq names its product NOP9 nucleolar protein (gene NOP9). The transcript has 8 exons. The record is from RefSeq and is a predicted model, not a curated record. Gene Ontology annotation, molecular function: RNA binding. Gene Ontology annotation, cellular component: 90S preribosome; nucleolus; preribosome, small subunit precursor. Gene Ontology annotation, biological process: endonucleolytic cleavage in 5'-ETS of tricistronic rRNA transcript (SSU-rRNA, 5.8S rRNA, LSU-rRNA); endonucleolytic cleavage in ITS1 to separate SSU-rRNA from 5.8S rRNA and LSU-rRNA from tricistronic rRNA transcript (SSU-rRNA, 5.8S rRNA, LSU-rRNA); endonucleolytic cleavage to generate mature 5'-end of SSU-rRNA from (SSU-rRNA, 5.8S rRNA, LSU-rRNA). NCBI's taxonomy places the organism in Eukaryota, Metazoa, Chordata, Aves, Galliformes, Numididae. Bases 163 to 1416 code for a protein of 417 amino acids.